AUGGAGCACUGGAAGGAUGAGUCCUGCAUCCUGUGGACUGGGAGUUCUAGCCAAACUCCAAUUGUAAGAUUUCGAGCAGAAGCUUUCACUGGAGAGUCACCUCUACACGAGGUGGGGGAACGUUGCCACCUUUCUUAUAACAUGGGAGGUGGAAAAAGUCGCCUGGUCCGCAACAUUCUGUCCGCACAUGGGUUCCAGGAGGUUGAAUCUAGCAGCCAAUAUUUCAAUGUGAUGUGGACAGGGCCCUUCCAAAACCAGAGUGUCUUAAAAAAUCUUUCUGGGUUUCAGCGAAUCAAUCACUUCCCCAAAUCUGGCAUUUUAGGCCAGAAGGAUCUACUGUACAAAAAUCUUCGAAAGCUACAGCAGAAACAAAGUAACCAGAGAUUUGACUUCCUGCCUGAGACCUAUGUGCUCCCUACAGAGUACCAGAACUUCUCCAGAGCUAUAUUAAAAGAUCGAGGUACUUGGAUUGUAAAACCAGUUGCUUCCUGUGAAGGCCGUGGAAUAAAACUUAUUGAUUCCCUAUCUCAGAUAAGCAAGGAAGAUAGGGUUGUGGUUUCCAAAUAUAUCAGUAAUCCCCUUCUCAUCAAUGGCUUCAAAUUUGAUCUCCGCCUCUACGUACUGGUCACAAGUUAUGAUCCCUUAGUAAUUUAUCUGUACCAGGAAGGUAUCACAAGGUUUGCUACAGCAAAAUAUCAACUAAAAGAAAAGACCAUGAGUAACAAGUUUAUGCACCUGACCAACUACAGCAUAAACAAGAAGAGCUCAUCUUUUGUGAGAUGUCAUAUCCCAAAUAUGGAUGACUAUGGCAGCCAGUGGACUAUGAGCGCUAUGUUACGUUAUUUGAAGAACAAUGGAAAAGACACAGCAACGCUCAUGUCCAAAAUCGAGGACCUUGUCAUAAAGGCAAUUAUAUCAGCAGAAGGAUCUAUUGCCUUAUCAUGUAAAAUGAACCUUGCUCACAAAAGAAAUUGUUUUGAGCUCUAUGGAUUUGAUGUUAUAAUUGAUGAAAACUUAAAACCAUGGCUUCUGGAGAUUAACUUGUCUCCAUCUCUUGGUUGUGAUGAUGUCCUCAAUUUAAAAAUCAAGAGCAACUUGAUGGCAGACACACUUACCCUAGUCGGUGUGGAAUGUAAGAAUCCCCAGCAAAAAAACAAAGCAGGAGGCAUAACAUCAAAUAACACAGUAGGACAGAGCAAGAGCAGACAAUUUGAUGAGGAGAACUUUCAAUGGGUUAAUGACCAAGAGGAAGAGAGGAGAGGCGGUUUUGUUAGAAUAUUCCCCACACAAUAUACAUGGGAGCGUUAUAGUCAUCUAUUGACAUUUAAGACCAUGAAUCAAGCCCUGGAUAAGUAUCUUUAUGGAGACAAACCAGCAGGGCAUGAAAUCAGCAAAAGUGUACAACAGCAGCACUCAGAGCAGUACGAACGGAAGCUGCCCCCCUUACAACAAACAAUGAUGCAGUACCAGACACAGACAAUUAAGUCAGCUGAUGUUUCCAAAACAUGUCACCAAAGUCCCGGAAAAAGCAUCCCAGAGGUGGGGAACAGAAGAAAUAUUGCAAGAACAUCACUCUGCAGUGAAAGGGAAGCUGUCCCGGAGUUGGGGAGGAGAAAAUCUGGAAAUAUUGUGGGUACAUCUUUCCACACCAGCAGGCAAGUUGUGUCAGUUGUGAGGGGCAGGAAACCAGUAAAUUAUGAGGAAAAAUGUUGCCGCAGUGGAAGUAAGACUGUCCCAGAGGUGGAGAAAAGACAUGGAAACAUUGCACAAACAUGUCACCACAGUGGAAAGAAAGCAGGCCUUGAUUUAUGGAGCAGAAGCCCAAGUGGCACAAAGCCCAAGACUUUGGACACACACAUUGGCUCUGCUGGUGAUAAGAAGAAGCCACCAAAGAUGGAGAGCGCAAGGACAGAAUGUUUGUGGCACCAAAACGAGGCACUUUUGAAAAAACGUUCCAAAGAGAUUUCCAACAUAUGUGAUGGCUUUUCAUCAUUUUACAAACAGGCCUUCUCAGAAAUUAAACGUUUAUAG
This is a messenger RNA of Pelobates cultripes (western spadefoot toad), 2031 nucleotides long. The record is from the annotation of a GenBank genome assembly. NCBI's taxonomy places the organism in Eukaryota, Metazoa, Chordata, Amphibia, Anura, Pelobatidae.